AUGGCAGACAACCCACCCAGACAUUCAGAUGGCUACUCCCAAUCCAAACGUCGACCAGGUAAAAAAUUCAAACAAAUUUCAUGGCUGAUUCUUGCUCAGAUAUGUAUAGAAGUGUUCACUGUGUGUUGUGGAAGUCGAAUUUUGCAAAAGUAAGAAAAUGUGACGAUUUACCAUGCUGCUAAACUUGAUGUACACAUAUGUGGACAGAGGAACUUAGUUUUGUUGGUUUUGUUGAACAUGUCCACAAAUGUGGACAGAGGGAGUUGGUUUCAAAUUUGUAUUUUGGGAUAAAUUUGUUAGAAAACAGUCGUUUUAUACAGUACAAACAGAUAUGGCAUGUUUUAUAAAGAAAUCUAUGUAGAUUUAUUUUGGUUUGAAACAAUGGUUUUUUUUUCUAGAGUGUUAUUCUCUGGAAAAAGCGAUGGAAAUGCUGGGGUUAAUGGUGGAGACAACUCAGAGGUGGAAGAUUUAUCAGACAUCGAUGAUCCUGUGGGAGAUGCUGAAUAUCAACCUCCACCAAGCAGCAGUGAGGAAGACAGUAGUGGGUGUGAGGACCCCAUUCCACAGCCCUGUCAGCCUAUCAGGGGACGUGAACAUUUCCAUGAUGAAUAUGAAGGAUAUCGGUCAAAUCGUGACAAUGCCAGAUCACGCACCCCCAGGCGUCGCUCUCAGACACAGCAGAAUGAGGCUGAUGUCUCAGACAAUGUUUCUGAAGAUACAUCACUAGGACCCAGCCCUAUAGAAUGGUCCAAUAAAGGGCGUGGAGGGUUCUUCACUUACACCAGAUCAAGCCCAGCUUGA
This is a messenger RNA of Xyrichtys novacula (pearly razorfish), 801 nucleotides long. Lineage: Eukaryota; Metazoa; Chordata; Actinopteri; Labriformes; Labridae. The record is from the annotation of a GenBank genome assembly.